Messenger RNA from Cinclus cinclus, 1866 nucleotides. It is a transcript of the gene KIF18B, whose product is annotated as kinesin family member 18B. Gene Ontology annotation, molecular function: plus-end-directed microtubule motor activity; ATP binding; microtubule binding. Gene Ontology annotation, biological process: microtubule depolymerization; mitotic sister chromatid segregation; microtubule-based movement. The record is from RefSeq and is a predicted model, not a curated record. NCBI's taxonomy places the organism in Eukaryota, Metazoa, Chordata, Aves, Passeriformes, Cinclidae. Gene Ontology annotation, cellular component: kinesin complex; nucleus; mitotic spindle astral microtubule.
AUGGUCCCACAGGACGUCCUCAUCCCUGAACUGGAGGGACACAGGUCACAGCUCCAGCGGCACGAGCGACACCGCUCCGGGGCUGCCGGGCACCGGCGGAUCCCUGGGCGCGAGUGCCGAGGGCCGGGCCGGGCUGUGCCGCUCCCGCAGGUCCCGGCUCCGCUCGAGAAUGGUCGGAGCCCAUUCUCGGUGACUGAGGCUGUGCCCCGUCCCUUGCACGGCGCCGGCACUGCCGACCCCACGCACCACGUGAGGACCCAGGUCAUUGGAUCGGGAGCCAUGUCCCAGCAGCCCCAGGUGCCCUUUGGGGUGCAGAACCCCUCACCCCACGGGAGCUCCGUGACUUUGGUGCUUCGUGUGAGGCCCCCCCCCCCCCCCUCCCCCAGCCCCCGGGAGCGAGCUGCACCCCCUGUCCUGCACAUCCUGAACCAGCACGGGGUGCUGAUCAGCCCCAAGAAGCCCGGAUGCACUGGUAGCCCCACGCUGCCCGCUUGCAGCCACACAAACCUCAAAUUUGUGUUCGACCACAUUUUUGACAAAGGGGCCACACAGGAGGAGGUGUUCCAGCACACCACACUCCCUCUUCUGGAACCGCUCCUCGCUGGCUACAGCUGCUCUGUGUUUGACUCCAGUGGCUCGGUAGUCAGGAAAACCCACACCAUAGUUGGCUGCAAGGCCAGUCCUGGCAUUGUGCACCUGGCCAUGGUGGAGCUGUGCAAGAGGCUCAAAGCCAUGAAGGACAAGAGCUGUGAGGUCCUCGUCUCCUACCAGAAGGUGUACAAAGAGCAUGUCUAUGACCUGCUGGAGCCCUGGGGCCCGGUGAACAUCUGGGCACAGGGUGUCUCCUUCCACCAGCCCACAUCACCAGAGCAGCUCCUGGACAUGUUGGCCAAGGGUAACAAAAAGCAGGCACAGUGUCACACCAAGGCCAGUGCCACCUUCCGCUCCCACACCAUCCUCCAGAUCCAGGAGAAUGAGUGAGACCCCGCUGGCAGCCUCGUCGGGGACCUGCGUGUGGUCAAGCUGAGCUUGGAGCGAGCUUGGGACACCCCGGGCCGGGGAGAGGGGCUGUGGGAGGGCACCAGCAUCACCCGCUCGCUGCUGGCCCUCAAAGGCAUCGUCCGUGUGCUGGCCAGAGCCAAGGGUGGGCAGAGCCGCGUGCUUUUCCAGGACAGCAAACUGCUGAAGGACCCGCUGGGCAGCAGCUGCUGCAGCACCGUGAUCGCGGCCGUGAGCCCCGCGGCGCCCGCCGGUCCCGACACUUGAAGCACGCUCCGGUUCGCCAGCUGGGCCAGGCACGUCCUGCUGCCGUCCCUGCAGCACACCGGGAUGUCUCCCUGCAGCCCCAGAGCAGCCUCCCUGUGUGAUUUGCAGGUCCAAGCCAGGACACCAAGUCCUAUUCUGCAAGACCUGUCUGGGCACCAGGAACAGAACCUCUGCCCUGAUGAAAUAACUGCGAAGACAAAGGAAGUGGAGGUCCUGGCACUGGAGGAAGCUGUAGGGCUGGAGGAAGCUGCACCUCCCUGUAGCCCCACAGAACCCAGUGAGGCUGCCCCAGCCCCAGGAAUGCAGUUGAGCUGUGCAGCCGAAGCGCCUGUCACCAUGCCAGACCCCGCUGUGCCCAGUACCGACUCGGAAUGCUCCCAGGAGCUCUCUCCGUGCUCCAUUCCCAGGCCGACAUCUCCAGGUUAUGGGAGGAAGCAAUGGCACAAGUAUUGCCACUUUGGAACUCACCCCCAAGCUGUUCCAUUUAAAGCCCCUCAGACUGGCCAGCCCACAGCUGAAGGUUCUCUUGCCCUCUCUAACAGGCACAUAGAUGACAACACUCCAGAGAUGCAGGCGACAGGCAAGUUCCAGAGUGGGUGA